Messenger RNA from Clupea harengus (Atlantic herring), 3435 nucleotides. RefSeq names its product EPS8 signaling adaptor L1b (gene eps8l1b). The record is from RefSeq and is a predicted model, not a curated record. Gene Ontology annotation, molecular function: actin binding. Gene Ontology annotation, cellular component: vesicle; ruffle membrane; plasma membrane. NCBI's taxonomy places the organism in Eukaryota, Metazoa, Chordata, Actinopteri, Clupeiformes, Clupeidae. Gene Ontology annotation, biological process: Rho protein signal transduction; positive regulation of ruffle assembly; regulation of Rho protein signal transduction.
GGCAAGCAAGAAAUCCAUCAAGUUACAGUCACAAGAAAAAACAAACAUUAUAAUGAGACUGUACACACCUAGUCACUGUACAGUUUACCUCACAUCACGCUCACGAUAAAUCUUGUACAAUACCACACAUGACUGUCUAGUAGAUCUAUAAUGUACAGUCUUCAUGGUACUGACAGUGGAAUUGAUGAGACAAUACAAACAUGCAAAAUCACUCCAGAGCCAAGACAGAUUCUUCGGUGCUACAAAACUGUAACCUAGCAACUAGCCUAGGUGAGGUGUUGAAUGAGUAGUGUAGUUUGUCCUCCAGCCAAAAUCAACAAAAAGUCGAGUACAGCCUAAACGAAAGAAGGUUCAAUAUUUAUGUCCGGCAGAACAAGCCAGUGACCGAGAGACAGAGAGAGAGGGCGGCAAAAGACCAAUUAAUGAUUAGUUCUGUGCAGGGUCAAAACUUGCCCCAGCCCCCUCAUGAAAGAGCCUCUGUUCUGUUCUGAAACAAGUGACCCGCCAGUCUCCAUACCAUUCAGCGGAGCUAGAUGAAGAAUAAAGAAUGCGGAGCUAGAUAAAGAACGCACAAAUGCUUGGAAAGAAUAAUAAACAAAGUCGUGCAUAGCAUAACUUUUUCAAAAGAGGAAAUAUUUUUUACAACCUGCUGCCGUAACUAAGCCUAAUACAAGCAACGGAUGAGGGAAAACACCUUCGGUUCCACUGUUACAUUAGCUCGUAUCAGAGAACAUGAUUAUGUGAUCACAUCUUAAACUUUAUUAUUAUUUUACUGUUUUCAUGGCACCUUAACUCCACCCACACUUGACAUGAUGUCGACACCAGAGUUCCAUCACUCAUUGAUCUAACUCCUGGACUACACUACCCACAAACCCCAGCGACAACGACCAUAGCGAAGCACCCCCAGAAUGGGAGAGGGAACACGCUACCUUAUCAAUCACCUGGUGACGUUCUGUCUGCAGGAGGGGGAGGUGGUGAGCGUGGAGGAGGCGCGCUCGCGUUUCUCUCUGCUGGCCCGCUCCAACCGCCUCUGGAGCCAGGAAAUGCUCCUGGAGAUCCAUCCUCAGGCCCUUCUGCUCAGAGACAAGGAGAACCAGGAACUGCUGGAGCAGUACUCCCUGUCCUCUCUACACCGCUGUGAGUGUGUGUCGUCAGAGAAGCAGUACCCCUCUCUACUGCUGCUGGUGUGCCAGGCCUCCCCACACAAACAGCCAGAGGUCCAGUUCUUCAACUGCAACACAGUCAAGGCGGAGCGCGUGCGCGAUGACAUCAUCGGAGCGGCGUCACAGCAUGCCGCCCGGAUCAAGAAGGCCCGCCCCGAGGACAUUAGGACUGAUAUGGAUAUCCCAAGCCCCCCCUACAUCCUCGCUCCCAACCCCCCACCCCCUAACCCCCCUCCGUACCCUGGCAUCAGAACUAAUGGCCUGGUGAACGGACAGCCAGACAAAUCGUUCUUACGAGCUCAGAGGGAAGUGGAAAUUCUGAACCACUGCUUUGACGACAUGGAGGCCUUCAUGGGUAAACUACAGCAGUCUGCUGAAGCCCAGAGCAUCCUGGACCAGAGGAGCAAGAAGAAGAAGAAGAGCCGCAAGAAGAGUACAGAGGAUGAUCUGCUGACUGCUAAGGCCAAACCCCCACCUGAGGAGGAGUUUAUAGACAUCUUCCAGAAAUUCAAGUACUGCUUCAGUCUGCUGGGCCGGCUAAAGGCAGCCAUAGCCAACCCUACCUCAGAGGAGCUAAUACACCACAUCUUCAAACCUCUAGACAUGAUAGUGAGGACCACAGGUGGCCCAGAACUAGCUGCCAGCGUGGCGAGUCCAGCGAUGACCACAGGGGCCGUCAUUCUGCUGGAGUACAAUGUCACCGAGGAGGAGAGACAGCUGUGGACCGCACUGGGACCCAACUGGACACAGCCACGUUCUCAGUUGCGGGGUCCCAUCCCUUCAUACUCUCCUGUGUUCCUGGGCGGCUGGAAGGCGGAGGGCUCAGAUGACCCCGUGGAGACGCAGCACAGGCAGGACGCAGAGCAGGAGCAGCAGCAGCAACAAGCUGUGCCUACUGUGGUAACUCCAGCUCCACCCGGUGAUGAAACGGACAGUGCUUUUCCAUCAGCAGAAAGGCAAUAUCGCGUCAGCUACGACUUUAGGGCCAGAAACAGCAGUGAGCUUUCUGUCCAACAAGGGGACAUCCUGGAGGUGGUCGAGGCGUCAAAGCGUUGGUGGAAGUGUCGUAACCGAUUUGAUGAGAUUGGUUUUGUGCCCUUCAACAUCCUGGAGCCAAUCUCCCACAUUGAGAGUCCCAUCAACAAAGCGCCUAAGGCUCCUGCGCCUCCUCCCAUGCUGAAGAACUUCUCCUACGCUCCUCCUACCCCUCCCCUCCUCCACUCCGACUCCAACACGCCCAGGCCUCGCAGCAUAGCGCUCUCUCAUCACAUUCCCUCUGACACAGACUCAGACAAGGUCAUGCUGGUAAACGAUGAGCUGCUUCAGAGGUUGACCAAUGGGAAGUCGGCUCUGUCCCGCCCCCUGGUCAUCCCUCGCUCAGCAGAGACGUCACGCCCCCUCGACUACCAUUCGCCACACACAGAGGUGGAGGCGUGGCUCCGGGGGAAAGGCUUCAGUGACCCGACGGUGCAGUGUUUAGGUGUGUUGACAGGGGCACAGCUCUUCUCACUAAACAAGGAGGAGCUCCGGGCGGUCCUUCCUGAUGAGGGCGCACGAGUCUACAGCCAGAUCACAGUGCAGAAGGCUCUGUUGGAGGAUGAAAGACGGACUACAGAGCUGGAGGCUGUGAUGGAGAAACAGAAGAUGAAGGUGGACCUUGAACUUGAGAGUGGAACCCUAACCUUAUAACUACAUACACUUUCUUACACACACACACACACACACACACACACACACACACACACACACACACACACUGACACACACCAACUGCAAUGCUCAUUUUAUAAAUGGUGAUAUCUACUGAGAUAUCCAUUUUCACACAAAAAUCAUUUUCAGAAAUCCACUGUAUAAAAGUAAACAGUAAUUAUUUAAUAUAAACAGGGAAUGAAAGAGUGAAUGAAAGCGAGAAUGAUCAUGUAUUUGGGCCGUCCGGUAUUGAAACAUUGUAUAUUCUGUUACCUAUUUGCUUUCCUUUCUAAUCAAACAAAAAAAUGAUUCUUUCCUCCUUCUUGGCAAAAACAAAUUAAUUAAUAUCUAAUAAAACCAAAUGUGCAUUAAACUGUUUUUUUUUUUAUGUUUCAUAUGUUGACACUAAGCUGUUGCUAGCACAGUUCACUUUGAUAAAGAUAUCUGGAAGUCUUCACUCCUACAAAUGUAAAAUUAUGAAAAUAUAGCAUGUAGACAUACCUUGGCCCAUUUAGCAUUUUCAUCUGUGUCUGUCUCCUUGGAACAUUGCAUGUUGGCAGUUCCCCCAGGCCAGGGACAUGAG